AUGUUCAGCCUGAAUGGUGCCAGAAGUGAGGGAUAUGUCCAAGAGCUGUUCCAUGAGGAAGCACAGCAGGUAUCUCAAACGCAGACCAAGCCCUGGUGGAAGAUCCAGCUGUUUGUGUGGGAGCCGGUGCUUUUUGGAACGUGGGAUGGCGUUUUCACCUCCUGCAUGAUCAACAUCUUUGGAGUGGUUCUCUUCCUGAGGACGGGAUGGCUCGUGGGAAACACCGGCAUUGUGAUGGGCAUGUUUCUGGUGUCCUUUGUCAUCCUGGUUGCCCUGGUGACGGUCUUAUCUGGAAUUGGGGUGUGUGAGAAGUGCAGCAUUGGAAGUGGGGGAGUGUACUCCAUGAUUUCUACUGUCCUUGGAGGUCAAGUAGGGGGGACCAUUGGCCUCCUUUAUAUUUUUGGCCAGUGCGUUGCAGGUGCCAUGUACAUCACUGGCUUUGCAGAGUCCAUCGCGGACGUCCUGAGCCUCAGCAACAUCUGGGCAGUGCGCGGGAUCUCCCUGGCUGUGCUGCUGGGCCUGCUGGGGAUCAACCUGGCCGGGGUGAAGUGGAUCAUCAGGCUCCAGCUCCUGCUGCUCUUCCUGCUGGCUAUCUCAACGCUGGACUUUGUCAUCGGGUCCUUUACGCACCUUGAUCCAGAGCACGGCUUCGUCGGCUACUCUGAAGAGCUUAUGUUCAACAACACGCUGCCGGACUACAGCCAGGGGGAGUCCUUCUUCACUGUUUUUGGAGUGUUUUUCCCCGCUGCCACAGGUGUGAUGGCUGGGUUCAAUAUGAGCGGAGAUCUCCAGAAGCCUGCUGCCAACAUCCCCCUGGGGUCUCUGGCUGCUAUUGGCACCUCAUGGUUUCUGUACAUGGUCUUUGUUUUUUUGCUGGGAGCCAUUUGUACCCGCCAGUCACUCCGCUAUGACUUCAUGAUAGCAGAAAAGGUAUCCUUGGUGGGUUUCUUGUUUUUGCUAGGGCUGUACAUCUCGUCCCUGGCCUCCUGCAUGGGAGGGCUCUAUGGAGCACCCAGAAUCCUGCAGUGCAUCGCCCAGGAGAACGUGAUGCCCAUGCUCGCCUUCCUUGGACGUGGGAAAGGACCCAACAAGACUCCAGUGGCUGCAAUUUGCUUAACAAGUCUCAUCACCAUGGCUUUCGUCUUCAUUGGGCAAGUGAAUGUUCUUGCUCCCAUAGUCACCAUCAACUUCAUGUUGACAUAUAUUGCUGUAGACUAUUCCUAUUUCUCGGUCUCCUUGAGCUACAAUGUUCAGCAGAAACCUGACAAGACCCAGAUGGAAAAUGCUAGGCCUGCUCACUCAUCCCAGCCUUUAAUUUUCAACAAGCCCUCCAGCCGUGCAGCAGAUGGAGUAGUUCAAAGCAGGUCAAACGGCACCUUGCUGGAAUUCACAAAAGACAUGGACCAGCUUUUUAAACCAUUUUGUAGUGAGCCAGGUACUUGCAAAAAAGGAGGAUCUGAGAAUUUAACCCAAAAGGUCAAACAGAAGAAGGUAAAGAAGCCAGCCAAGCAGACAUUACAAGACAGCUUUCUCCUGGAUCUCCAUCACGAUGCUCCCCAGUACAGCUGGGAUGAGACCAUGGAGCCCCACAACGAGAGCCGGCAGGACCUGGCUGAGCAGGGCUGUCAGCGUGACGCGGGUCUGUGCUCAUCACCCACUGCGGAUGCCCAGCGGACACACGGACUGCUGGAGCCGGGGGAGCAGCUCUGCAGCGAGGUGCCGGCGCUCCCCGGCCAGAGGGGAGAAGAAUCAUCUAUAAAGCAACAAAAUCCAGAGCUGGGAAUUCAGCAAAUACCAAAAUCCUUCUACUCCAAAUUCUGCAAUCACUGGGUUUCCUUUGCUGGUGCAAUCGUGUCCCUCAUCAUAAUGUUUGUCAUUCAGUGGAUCUACACCCUUGUCAGCCUGGGUGCAGCAGUUACUCUGUAUUUCUACAUUGGCCAAGUGAGCCCAGGGCUCCCCCUUGGAGCAGCAGCGAAUUUCAGUUUCUUCAGCUGGAUUAAGUCGGUUUUGAUCACCUCGUGCAGGAGAAAGCCAUCUCCUAAGGAGCAGAUCGUGGUGACACCGUCCUUUGCCACAGUUGGCAUGGAGACCACGCAGCUCACCGAGGAGAACGCAGACUUCGCCUCGCGGGACCGCUAUCACCAAUCCUCACUUAUCAGCAGAGGGGAGUUCCUGAAUCAAUUCCAGUAA
This is a messenger RNA of Gavia stellata (red-throated loon), 2190 nucleotides long. RefSeq names its product solute carrier family 12 member 8 (gene SLC12A8). The transcript has 13 exons. Lineage: Eukaryota; Metazoa; Chordata; Aves; Gaviiformes; Gaviidae. Gene Ontology annotation, biological process: cell volume homeostasis; potassium ion homeostasis; potassium ion import across plasma membrane. Gene Ontology annotation, molecular function: potassium:chloride symporter activity. Bases 1 to 2190 code for a protein of 729 amino acids. The record is from RefSeq and is a predicted model, not a curated record. Gene Ontology annotation, cellular component: membrane.